AUGCAAGCAACUCUCAAGAGAGUCGUCUCAGACUGUCGGGUAUGGAGGAAAGUACGAUUCUACUCUGUUGAAGAAAAACCACGCAUCAAUGCAGUUGGAAUUCAGCACUUAGGCAAACAUCUACACAACCAGGUAUUUGGGGCCGAAAAGUCCAAUGGGGUAGUUCCCGAGCUUACUGUAAAGGAGAAACAGCUACUUACACGAUUGUCCAGGCAAUUUCUGAAAAAACACGGUCUUUUGGGCAAAAAAACCGCCAUAUCAAAUCCUAUCUCUUUUGAUUUACCGCUUUUACAAGGCAACUCGCUGGACGAGCACUUCCAAAAGCUGGGUCACUAUGCUUCUGAGCCUUUUCUCAGCAAGGCACGUAACAAGUUCACCGAACUGCCGCCCAAGCCAAAAUCUUGGCUCAGAAAAGCAGGAUGGACGCGAUACACAUCCUCUGGCGAGCACCAACCUGUUGCAUUCCCUUGCGAGCAAACAAUCGUUUUUGAUGUUGAAACACUGUAUAAAAUUUCGCCUUAUCCGACGCUGGCCGUCGCGGUCUCCGAAAAAGCCUGGUAUUGCUGGUGUUCUCCGUUUAUAUGUGGAGAAUCGGACGACCCAACACAUUUGAUUCCUUUAGAUACGUUAAACCAGACCAGGCUCGUAAUAGGUCAUAACGUCGGGUACGAUCGUGCUCGUGUGUUGGAAGAGUAUAACUGCCAGGAAUCAAAAGCCUUUUUUCUAGACACAAUGUCAUUGCAUGUAGCAUCCUCCGGUAUGUGUUCACGACAGCGACCUCAAUGGAUGCAAAGGCAAAAGGCGCAAAAACUAAACAACGACGAGGACAUUGGCACAGAGACUAUCUCUGGCAGCGAGGAAGAAGAGCCGUGGACCAAUGUGUCAGCGCUCAACUCACUCGAGGAUGUAGCGCUUCUACACUGUGGAAUCAAAUUGGACAAAACCCAACGAGAUGCCUUUUCAACCCUCGACAAGAAUGACAUCAUAGACAACUUCAAUCCAAUGGUCGAUUAUUGUGCUAUGGACGUUGAAGCAACAAGUAAAGUGUUUGAUGUUGUUUUCCCACUGUUUUUGCUGAAGUGUCCUCAUCCUGUUUCAUUUGGUGCUUUGAGGCUGCUUUCAACUUCGAUUCUAACGACAAAGGACUCAGACUGGAAAAAGUACAUUGCGCAGUCCGAGAAUCAUUAUCAACAGAGCAAGCAGAGCAUCGAAAAAAAAAUUGUUACUAUCAUCGAAGAGGUAGUCAAACUGAAAGACGACGAAGACGCAUUCACCAAGGAUCCUUGGUUAAAUCAACUUGACUGGACUUUGAAAAAACUACGUCUCACGAAAAAAGGCGUCCCUGCAAAAGGGCAAAAAUUGCCCGGUUUUCCGGAAUGGUACAGGCAAUUGUUUCCUUCCAAAGACAGCGAAGCACCUGUCAUUACCAUAAGAAAUAGGACGAUUCCUCUCUUUUUCAAACUUUCUUGGGAAGGGGAACCUGUUCUUUGGACCGAUACUAGUGGAUGGUGCUUUGCUGCUCCCAAUCAUCGAAUUGAGGAGAUGAAGGAGAAAAACUAUGUUACAGCUGAUCCUGUAGAUGUGGCAAAGCCAGGAUAUCAGCUUUUCAAAAUUCCACAUCCUAAUGGGCCUCAGUACAACUGUACGACUCUGCUAAGCAAACCUUAUGUUCAGUAUUUUGAGAAAGGAGUUCUAACUUCUAGCUCAGAUUUGGCUCAGGAGGCUUUAAAAAUAAAUUCCUCUUGUUCAUACUGGAUAUCCGCUCGCGAGAGAGUUAUGUCACAAUUUCUCGUAUCUUCCAAGCAGUUCCCAGCUCAAUUCAAAGACUUAGGGCGUAAACCCUUUUCAGACAGUAGUGUGAGUAUCAUUUUGCCUGCUGUGAUUCCAAUGGGAACAGUUACCAGAAGAUCUGUGGAAAAUACUUGGUUGACGGCAUCAAAUGCGAAAGUUAACAGAAUUGGGUCUGAGCUGAAAGCGCAAAUUCAAGCUCCCCCAGGAUAUGCGUUCGUCGGCGCUGACGUUGACAGUGAAGAACUUUGGAUUGCAUCCCUCGUAAGUGAUUCCGUUUUUAAUAUUCACGGAGGUACGCCGAUAGGGUGGAUGUGCCUCGAGGGCUCUAAAAGUGAAGGAACAGAUUUGCAUUCGAAAACUGCGCAAAUAUUGAAGUGCUCAAGAAAUGAAGCCAAGAUAUUCAAUUACGGUAGGAUUUAUGGUGCAGGCGUAAAGUUUGCGACUCAACUGCUGAAAAAGUUUAAUCCAAACUUAUCCGAUGUCGAAACGAAAGAAAUGGCGGAAAAGCUGUACGGAUCAACCAAGGGUCUAACUAAGCGCUCCAAGAUUUUCAAGAAAUUCUGGUAUGGUGGCUCCGAAUCCAUACUGUUCAACAAACUAGAACAUAUUGCCGAACAGGACAUCCCGAAAACACCUGUCUUAGGGGCAGGAAUUACAUACUCGCUUAUGAAACGCAAUCUGGGAUCAAACACGUUUCUUCCAUCGCGAAUUAAUUGGGCAAUUCAGUCUUCGGGUGUUGACUAUUUACACCUAUUAUGCUGCUCUAUGAACUAUCUCAUCAAAAAAUACGAGAUUGAGGCAAGGCUAUGCAUUUCAAUUCAUGACGAGAUUCGUUACUUGACGGCCGAAAAGGAUAAGUAUCGUACAGCGAUGGCUUUGCAAGUUAGCAACCUCUGGACAAGGGCAAUUUUUUCCGAACAAAUGGGGAUCAAUGACCUUCCUCAGAACUGUGCUUUCUUCUCGGCAAUAGACAUUGACCAUGUACUUCGAAAAGAAGUUGACAUGGAUUGUAUUACGCCUUCUAAUAAGGUCUCUAUCCCGCCAGGUGAGUCCAUUGACAUAACGAGGUUGCUUACACUGUCAGACAGCAAACUCACGAAUGCUAGGACGGAUGUCGACGUCAUGAACUUGCCCUACCAAUAUCGAGAACCGGUUUUUUCCAAACAUCAGAGAGCCUACAGCAAAGAUUUCUUGAACUAUUUUCUCCGGAUGCAAAUUCAAUCAGCUAAAUGGAAGGUCGAUGAAUUGGAAAGUGACUAUUUAAGACAUGCUGAUGAAAAGGAUCGGAAAUCUGAAGACGAAGACUACAAAUAUCAAUUCGCAGAUUACCUAAACGACACGACCAAGGGGAAGCAUACGAAAAUGAAUAUUAUGGCAGAAACUCCUCCAAUUAGUACGUCUAAUCUGUUAGACUGUGGAGGUAAGAGCACACAUUCGGCAGAAGCAUUGAAAAAGGAAGACGAGAUCGAACAGGCAGAAGAAGUGUUGCAUCCCGAGGUUCGUAGCCUCGAAGCGCAGCAUUUACAAGCCAGCGAAUCCGGCAUCGUCGCCAGAAAAGUAUCAUCCAGACAGAAAGGUCGCAGAAGUUCGCCCUCUAGAAGCUCGGGCUAUAGAAUAUUCAACGAAUGUAUCGAUUUGUCGCGAAACGCUGCAGAACGAAGACAAAAACAGCUCGUUGACAAACGCCUAGACGUUGAUUCGCUCGUGAAAGAGGUUUUGCAGGGCGAAACUGGCCGCUCUACGCGGACCAAAAGAUCUAAGCCAUCGUAUUCGGCACCCAUAAAGAGAAAAGAGACUCAGUGGAAGAAAAGUAGCCCAAAGGGCACACUAGAGAGAGUCCCCACUUCCUGUAUUCCAGCAACCGAAACACGUGGAAGUUGA
This is a messenger RNA of Lachancea meyersii CBS 8951, 3672 nucleotides long. NCBI's taxonomy places the organism in Eukaryota, Fungi, Ascomycota, Saccharomycetes, Saccharomycetales, Saccharomycetaceae. The record is from the annotation of a GenBank genome assembly.